Messenger RNA from Salarias fasciatus (jewelled blenny), 2884 nucleotides. It is a transcript of the gene b3galt2, whose product is annotated as UDP-Gal:betaGlcNAc beta 1,3-galactosyltransferase, polypeptide 2. Lineage: Eukaryota; Metazoa; Chordata; Actinopteri; Blenniiformes; Blenniidae. The record is from RefSeq and is a predicted model, not a curated record. Gene Ontology annotation, biological process: protein O-linked glycosylation. The coding region runs from base 813 to 2153 and encodes 446 amino acids. Gene Ontology annotation, cellular component: Golgi membrane. Gene Ontology annotation, molecular function: N-acetyl-beta-D-glucosaminide beta-(1,3)-galactosyltransferase activity. The transcript has 3 exons.
AUUAAAGAAAGAAAAAAAGAAAAAAAAUCCAGGUGAAGACUGAGAAGAAAAUUAAAAAAAAAUCUGAAGUAGUAGUGAGAGGGGAGCAGAAACAAGGAGCCGGACAGGGAGGAGAGGAGGAGUCGCAGCAGACAGGAGGACAACCAAAAAACCUGCAGGUUUGUGGAGCCUGCCUGUGGGGAUGAAGGCGAGCAGGGACGUAGCACAUCCGAGGUGUCAGUGCCGUUGAGAAGAAAGGAGGAGGCAGCUUCGGUUUUCAGUCCCGGGGAGGCGGUGAUGGCGGGCGCAGGCGCCGGGGCGCGCACUCCCGGAGAGCGGACCGCAGCCCCGUCAGCAGCCGCAGCGGCUCCAGCAGCAUGAGGAGGAGGAGAACUUUUUGCUUCAAUCAGAUGGCAAACAACGUUCAGAAAAAUGGCCUGAUGUUGAAGCAGAGGGCGGCAGAGGGAGGAAUAAACUGAUAAGGAUUACAGAGAGCAAACACAGAGGAGGUGACCCUUAUCAUAUCCUGAAGGAGACGAGACAUAGAGCAUGACCCUGUGUUUGUCUACAGUACCAAAGAAGAGGCAAGGAGGAGCCUUCCUGGCCAGAGAAUUGCCACCUUCCUAGCUCUGACAGGAGCCCUUUCAACCCUGCUCCGAGCUACACUGGGGGGCUCAAGCAGUCCCCCGACUCCACCAGGAGGCUCACUCCAACCCAUCUGCCAGCUCAGAUAACCCUCUGAUCGUUGGCAACCACAUGUUUGAGGUGACUGCAUGUGACCGCCGCCCUUUCUCGUGCAGCAGCAGCAGCCUCCUGCGACCCCAACCUGCAUCAUGCAGUGGAGACGGCGGCACUGCUGUCCCAUCAAGAUGACCUGGACCGUCAAGCGUUCGCUCUUUCGGACUCAUGUGGCUGGCCUCCUCUCGCUGGCCCUGCUCUUCACCCUCUUCUUAUUUUUUAGUCAUCAAGACUGGUUACCCGGACGUAGUGGGGCCCGCGAAAACCCCCUGGCCUACACUGUCAGGGGCUUUCGCAGCCCCAAGGGAGAGGCCAACCAGAGCAGCUCCCUCAGGAGCAUGUGGAGGGAGACGGGGAAUGUAGCGCCAAAGCCUCUGCUCAACCUCAGCUCGCAGCAGGCAGAAGGGGCAGCAGGAGAGGCAGCGGGAGGAGGAGGUGGAGUGGGGGGAGGUGGCGGAGGAGCCAGGAUGGGUGUAAUGGGGCUUGGGGACACCAUGAGCGCAAACAAUAGUUUACAGAAAGAGAUGGGCGUAGGUGGGAGACUUAGCGCUCAGCCCUACCGGUACAUCUUGAAUGAGCCCUUCAAGUGCCGAGACAGCACCCCCUUCCUCAUCCUCCUCAUUGCUGCAGAGCCAGGACAAGCCGAUGCACGCAAUGCAAUACGCCAGACCUGGGGAAAUGAGAGUGUAGCGAUGGGCCUGGGGUUUGUCCGUCUUUUCUUGCUAGGCACAGGGCAGAGCUCAGACACCUUGCUUCAGAGCAGCAUAGAGGAGGAGAGCCGUAUUUAUCAUGAUAUCAUCCAACAGGACUAUCAGGACACAUACUACAACCUGACCAUCAAAACCCUGAUGGGCAUGAACUGGGUGGCCACCUAUUGCCCUCAUGCCUCCUAUGUAAUGAAGACGGACAGUGACAUGUUUGUCAAUACAGAAUAUCUAAUCCAGAAGCUGCUGAAACCCGAGAUGCCCUCCAAACAGAGGUACUUCACCGGCUACCUGAUGAGGGGAUAUGCACCAAACCGAAACAAGGACAGCAAGUGGUACAUGCCACCGGAGCUGUAUCCGAGCGAGCGCUACCCAAUAUUCUGCUCAGGCACGGGGUACGUGUUCUCAGGGGACAUGGCUGAGCUGAUCUAUCAGGCCUCACUAAGCAUACGCAGGCUGCACCUGGAGGACGUUUAUGUGGGGAUCUGCCUGGCCAAGCUGCGCAUCGACCCGGCACCCCCUCCCAACGAAUUCCUCUUUAACCACUGGCGGGUGUCUUACUCUAGUUGUAAGUACAGCCACCUGAUCACCUCCCAUCAGUUCCACCCCAAUGAACUCAUCAAGUACUGGAACCACUUACAGAGCAACAAGCACAAUGCCUGCAUCAAUAUGGCCAAGGAAAAGAACGGCAGGUACAGACAUCGAAAGUUCCAUGGAGAGAGACCUCCAUGAGAACUCCUGUGACCACGACCCGCCUCAAAAAAUACACUGUAACUACAGCUAGUGGGAGGGCAUGUUGAACUCAGCACUAUACUCUAUAUUGGGAAAAGCACAUUGUUUUUGGUAUUGUGUACAGUCGAUGAUUCAAACUAUUUUUUUAAUUUUAAAAAUGUUAAGUAUUGUAAACCUAUUGAGCUAUUUCUAAAAGGGAGAAUGGGGAACAUCUGUCUGUGUGAUUUAGAGCGUGCAGAAAAAAAGAGAGAAAAAAAGCUCAAGAGUGGUCUUCAUGACGAUUCAGGUGCCAACAGAAAUGUGGUUAUUCAUGUUCUCUUUUAGAGAUUAGUACAGUAUGUCGCACUCUACAAGUACGAAACGAAAAAAUAAAAAUAUUCUGACACAGCAGUGUUUACACAGACAAAGGGAAUUGUAUGUGUAUCAUGUGGGAAAGUGACACUACCUAAAUAUGAGUGAAUGGUAUGAAUCGUUGACCAGUUAUGCUGCCCUGUUUCUCAGUGUUUACUUUACAGACCUAUCAAAGAACACUAAACUCUAAAGAGAAGGUUUAUCUGUCAUAUACUGUAUUUUAUUUUUAAAGAAAAGAAUUAAGAAAAACCAAUAUGGAGCACCCAGAAUCACAUCAGAAAUGACUGAGAUUGUAUUUUUUAAAGCUUUACAGUGAGUAUGACUCUGCACUUGAGCAAAUGUGCAAUGAAUCUAUUAAACAAUUAAAUGUAUUGAAUUCA